AUGACGACGAACACCUCUCUGCGCUGUAUUAGCGGCGGCGGCGUCAUUCGACACGUCGUCCUUGUAGCUAUAGGCUUCACCAUCGCCGACGGAUUCACGCUGCUGUCUCGCGGCGGCGUGUCUCCGUGGUUCCCGAGGACCAGCAAAGUUGGCGAGCCUGGACUGGAACUCACCCUUAGAGAAGAUAGUCUUGGGCAGCCCAUUACCUUGAGCCAUGUGGUGUCUACUCAUCUUUGCGAAGCCUCCCGUGUCGCUGUGUCACGGUCCGCUCCUGCCCCUGUUGCCCACCGUCAUUCGCACUGUGUUGCCAGCAUCAUGUCUGGUGCACGGAAACGACGGCGCGUCGAAUUCAAGUUCCAUACGGUCGUUGAAGAGGAACCCGGUCACAUGCAGGCUGCAACGGAGAAGGCGCGGCACACGGUGUUCGUGUCCGGCCCCCAGGGCCUCACCUCGCAGACGUCCUUCAUCGACAUACCAUUAAGUCAUGUGGCAGGCGACGCCCCUGAUCUCAAUCAUACCGACGCAGACAAGGGGCAUGACCAUCCAUUGAAGGAGUGGAGUGCUAGGAUUGACGAGUGGCUCCUCGAGCUGUUGCGGCUCGAAGGCCGCGUGGGCUUCACAGACUCGCGAUGCCCGACAUGCAACAACGGAAUUGCAGAGUACCGCUGCGAAGACUGCGCUGAUGUCCAGCUGUAUUGUGCGGGCUGCACAGCUGGCACGCAUAUGUGUACGCCUCUUCACCGGAUUAAGUGCUGGGCCGAAACUCAUUUCCAGCAUGCGAACCUCAAGGACCUCGGCGUAACUAUGCAGAUGGGUCACCCGCCGGGCCGACGCUGCCCCAACCCCAAAACGGCCUUUGACGACGGCUUUGUUAUCCUUGACGUCACCGGCAUCCAUCACGUUGCGCUCGAGUUUUGUAACUGUCAUCAAAAGGUGCGGCUGUUCCCCGCGACGGUCACAAAUCCGAAGACCGCUGCCACGUUCUCGCUCAUGGAGCUUUUCCAUUUGUUGCGCACCCAGUCCAAAAUCUCAGCCUAUGAGUUCUACCAAACGCUCGCGCGACGGACGGAGAAUAUAGCACCGCGGGAACCAGCAGAUCGUUACCCCGCGUUCCUGUGCAUGUCGCGGGCUUGGAGUCACCUAAAGAUGCUCAAGCGAGCAGGCCGUGGACAUGACGUCUCCGGUGAUGCUCCCGAAGGGGAAAAAGCUGAUAAGGAUAUCAGAUGGCUUUAUCGCCUGUUUGUCGGCCUUGAUGCUAAUUUCCGCCUUAAACACAAGAAGGUCUCCAGUGUGGCGGUCGACCCCGGCCUGAACAAGGGCUUCGCGUACUUCGUCGAGGACCAGGCUUACAAGGAAUUCCUCAACACCUUCGACAUGAAACUGCCGCCCGAGAUGAACACAUGCCACAACCACGACGCCGUGAAGCUCGCGAACAUCAAGAAGAUCCGCGAGACGGACGCAAGCGGAGUAGCUACCGUCGAGUGCAUCAGACAUGACAUGAAACGACCAGCCUCCGUAGGCGACCUACAGUAUGGCGAACGCCUCACACAUCACUGCACCGUCGAGGUGGUAACAUCCUACGACAUCUUGUGCCAGUGGAGCCGCAAUUUGCCCGUCCGCCGGGAUGUCUAUGGCCUCGAACUUGAUCACAUACAAUGCAAGUACCUCUUCCUUGUGCCGAAGCAUCACCUCAAUGUGCACCGUCUCGCUUGCCAAAUGGCGUACUCAUUCAACUACACGAAGGGCGUGGGGCGCACCGACAGCGAGAAAUGGGACCCGGCCAUUGACGCGACGUGUUGGACGACGUGUUUGCAACCUACAACUGGGGGAAGGUCCGGAAGCUCAUGUUCUGUUAUAGGUCCGACACUUUGUAGGAGGCUGGAGGAGGCUCUUGAGCACAUGUGCACCAUGCACCUUGCGUUCGAGGAGUUCGGGGAGACCUUACCGCGCGAGAGCGUGCGCACAUGGACGGAGUUAGUCGAAGCUUGGGAGGCUGACCCUACAACCUCUGUCAAUCCUUUAGUGAUGACGGAACCUGUGGUGACCGUGGCGGCAGUGCACCUCCAGCUUGCUGAAGAGGAAGCAAUGCACUUACAGGCAGGUCAGGACUUAUCGUGUCACACGAGCAUGUCGCUGAGUGUCAUGCUCGCCGGACUUGAUCUGGAGACCCAGCAAUGCCGCCUUCGUCGGGAAUCUCAGGGACUCGGGGAACACAAGCAGCGUGCGACUUUCCAAGAGCGGCUCAACGGUCUCCGCCGCAGACUCGAAGCUUGGUUUAAAAUACAGCACGCGUACAUCCCCGGUGCCGAGUCCUUCCGUGAACGCCUAGCACGCGAUGCGAACAAGGACCUCCCUGCAUACGACAUACUGUUCUCCUCCCCUCUGGGAUCAGCUCAGGCCUGGAGAACAGGCUGGGAAGCCACACUCCAGGCCCUCGAGGAUCAGCACAUUUGCGGGCUAAGACUGGAUGAAGGCAAGGAGACGGAGGGACACCGCACCUUGUCCUGGAUUUGGCGCACUACGUCGCUUGUAGGGCCCGAGGACAUCCUCGAGAACAUUGAUGAUCUUAACCUGCAAGAAGCUUUGCGUGUGGAAUGGUGCAAGUCCCGUGCAAGGGCGCAUCGGUGGGAAGAAGAAGUUUAUCUACUGGUUGAGGAGAUGUGUCGGGUCCUGGCCUACCACAAGUGGGUGGCACAACAGUGGCUCGGCAGGCGUGACAUCCGUCAAGAAUUGCCAGCUGAAGUUCAGGAAGGCUUAUCAGCAUACACUAAUUGCCAGGCCGAAGUCCGCAUGACCCUGCGAUCAGAAGUAGGUAUGUGGGUGACAAAUGCUAUGGAGCUGAUUUACGGAGACGGAGUCCUGGCCGCCGACAUGUCCCAGCCUGCGGUCGCUGUGCAACCAACAAGCAUAAACAUGUCGACGAGCACAAACAGCGUGACGAUGAAUGCAAAUCACGCGUCAACAAAUGCGUCGGAUGCCGCGUCAACGAGCAUGCCGGGCGCCGCGACGACGAACACAUCGGGCGCCGUGUUGACGAACGCGUCGGGUGCCGUGUCGACAAGCAUGUCGGGCGGCACGUUGACCAGCAUGUCGGGCGGCACGUUGACCAGCACGAUUGGUGUGUCAGUGAGCGCAAUUGGUGCGUCAGCGAGCGUGAACCACCCAUCAACAGGAGUCACCACUGCAUGGCAAGUGCAGCUUCAAGCACUACGUGCUGCAAGUGAGCCUUUCGUCGGGGCGCACGAGGUACGGGAACCUGCAGGUGAUGGGUGGGAGGACAUGUGGGAGGACGAACCACGUGGGCCUACAGGUGAUGGAUGGGAAAGCGAAGGGUGGGACGGUGACGAGCAGGAGGAGGAGAGUGUAGCUUGA
Fomitopsis serialis is the source of this 3372-nucleotide messenger RNA. RefSeq lists its product as uncharacterized. The transcript is spliced from 18 exons. Lineage: Eukaryota; Fungi; Basidiomycota; Agaricomycetes; Polyporales; Fomitopsidaceae. Bases 1 to 3372 code for a protein of 1123 amino acids. The record is from RefSeq and is a predicted model, not a curated record.